AUGCUUUCUGCAAUGCCCGUUCAAGAAUCUUCUGAAAAACAAGAAGAGCCCACAAGAGGAAAUCAUGGAAACAUAUCAUUUCAAGCGUCAGCAAUAUCGGCAUUUCUUGUUCUUUUCUCUUUCAUGCUAGUUCUUUUGGGUGUCGAAUAUGCGAAUCUAUAUUCCAGCCACGACAAUCUGUCGAACUACAAAGGAAGCGGUGUUGUGUAUCCGCCAGUCGUCCUCCUCAUAUCGGGAUUGUGCAUGCUAUGCAUGGGACUCGGAGGACUUACCCUCGGAAUUACCGCUGUGUUGUUGAACGUCAAGAGCAAAGGUUUUACCAUCUUUGUGUUGUCUUUACAAGGAGUUUUUGGAAUCUUUACAUUAGCUGCCAUGAUGUUUGGAACUUGGGCAUUCGAGGCCAAAUUAUACUCCUCAAACCCGUCAGUUGUCAAGUUUGAAAUGAUGUGCAUGCUGUAUAUGAUAGCCAAUGGCACAGCGCUGCUCAGUGGGCAGUUCUGUCUGACCCUUCACUUCUACAAACAGGAUUUCAAGAAAGAGCCUACCGAAGCCUUCAGUAACGCCGUGCUGAGAGGGCUCGUUGUAUUUUACAGCUUCCUGGUGCUGUUGAAAGGAUGCAGCGAGAUGGCGAUUGCCGUGUUGAUGAGAGAAGCAUCGGUCCCCGUCACGACUGCGGCGCCUUUCUUCGUCAGCAGAAGAGACCUUGUGUUAGCAGACGGAGUCUUCACAAUGCUGUUAGGACUUUACGGCAUCGUCGUUGGUGCGGCUGGUCUGUUUCAACAAAAGGCGUUGUUCGUUGUUCUGCACAUUUUCAGCUUUGUGUUCCAGCUUGCCCUGUAUGACCUUGCACAGUAUGGAGACUUUCCAGUGGGAGUGCUCUCAACGCAGUUGCUGAAAUUCUCCCUUAAGCUUCAAGGCGUGGAGACUGCUUGCUGGACAGCAGCAGUAUUGCUCAUCCCGGCUUACUUUGCUGCCAUGAUGGACGAUCCUUCGGUCCUCUAG
This is a messenger RNA of Guillardia theta CCMP2712, 1002 nucleotides long. RefSeq lists its product as hypothetical. The transcript has a single exon. Lineage: Eukaryota; Cryptophyceae; Pyrenomonadales; Geminigeraceae. The record is from RefSeq and is a predicted model, not a curated record. The coding region runs from base 1 to 1002 and encodes 333 amino acids.